This is a messenger RNA of Paramecium sonneborni, 177 nucleotides long. The record is from the annotation of a GenBank genome assembly. NCBI's taxonomy places the organism in Eukaryota, Ciliophora, Oligohymenophorea, Peniculida, Parameciidae.
AUGAAGUUCUUAUAAAAUUAUGGCAAUUUUAGAAAUAACGAAAUGAAAUUAAUAACACAAAAAAUUGCUUUAAUUUUGUUUGGUUCUCAGGUAUUUUAUUAAAUCAUAAAAGCAAAUUCUAUUUUAAUAAGUUAUGAUAAGAACAAUAGAAUUAUUUUGGUUGGAGAAGAAAUUUGA